CAACCACUUCCGGGUCCCUUGGCUUUCGACUGUUUGGGCGCCAGUUACUCUAAGCGGUGUUCCAAGUGGAGUUAAUGAUUUUUGAAGCCAUGUUAUAAUUGUUCCCACUAAUAUCAGGAUGCCUGACAAAGCAAAUGCCUCCAAGAAAAAAUCUCAAAAGUUAAAAAGAAAUCCAAAAAGAAAAAUUGAUGAUGAAGAAAAGGAGUUGGCAGAGAAAGAGGUUAGAAACACAAUGAAAAAAAUUAAAAAACAUCCAAAGCAUCUGUCUUCUGAAGUGACAGGAAAAACAAAGCAUGCUAAUCUGAAACAGCUAAAGAUAGCAUCCAACAAGAGAAAAACCUGGCAACCUCUUUCAAAGAGUAGCAGAGAGUAUUUGCAAUCUAUGAUGGAAUCAGUAAUAAUAGCAAUUUUAAGUAAAAGUAUUAAAGAAAAUGAACAAAUUCAAUAUCAUCUCAACUGCCUGAACAAAAGAUUGCUGCAGCUGUGUGAAACGCUAAACGUCCCUCCCAAAAAGCAGAAAGAUUUAACUAAUGUGUCAAGUCUACUGAAAAUGGAAAGGACACAGCACAGAGCUAAUGAAGAAGGUCUGGCAUUAUUGCAGGAAGAAAUAGAUAAAAUAGUGGAGACCACAGAGUCAAUGACUGGGAAUAUUCAAAGCCUCAAAAGCAAACUUCAGGUUCUGACAAGUGAAGUGGAUGAAGAGGAAGAGAAGGUGAAAAAGAUAUUUCAGAUGGAUGGUAGUGAGGUACUCUCUCUUCCAGAACUUUCUCAGAACAGUCUCAAAGCACCAAUACUUCAGAAAGAAAUUUUGAUGCUAAUCCCAAACCAGAACGCUCUUCUAAAGGACUUGGAUGUUCUUCAUAAUUCAUCCCAGAUGAAGGAUAUGUUCACUUUCAUUGAAGAAGCCUACAAGAGACUUGAUGCCUCUUAAGUUUUUAUAGGAGAUUGUUUUAUAUUAAUUUAAAGCUUGUGAAUUUAUAUAGCUGUUAGCCUACCAUGAUACUUCAGAGGCUGAGGCUUCUGUGGGAAUUAUUAUCCCUUAAUAAUUACAUGUACUCUAAAAUUAGCCUGUGCAGAUCUGCUAUAAGCAUCUAGUAUAGUCCUGGAGACUCUGUUUUAGCAACUGGCAAGCCUGGAAAAAUCACAUUUAUUAUUUGCUACAUCUCUGGUUGUUUGCCUGGAACCAUUAAAUAAGAACCACCACAGUCCAUUAGUUAAUAGUGGCUGAAUGGAGGUCAUUUAUUGCUUAGUGCAGAUAAAAUAUGCUACAAGUUAAUAUAUGUAGUCUUUGUGUGGUACCUAGUACCUAGUUUGCUAUCGUUAAUAGCAUUUACCUGGUCUCUUGCAGUUUGUAUCUGGUCAACUAGAUCCUGAGAAACCCCCAAAUGCCUUUACUCUUUUACAGAACUCCCUAGUCUUUUUGUGAAGUAGUUAAGAUUUGCCAGGUGCCUUUAACUGUGAAGGUAGCAUCAACAUUUUAUUUCUUUGGCUGAAUUAGUGAAUAGAUAUUGAAUAUUUAUUUUCCACUGUGAUCAAAGCAUGUUUUUUUUUUUUUCAGAAAACUAUUAAAAAGAAAUUCCUAAGCAAGUUUAUUCUCUUUAGUGACCCCUUUAAACAAAGACCAAACAAAAGAACCUUUCUUUCUAAAACAUUUUUUUCCUCACUGUGGUAAACGUAUGUAUAUAUGUGACUAAAUUAUCACUACUAUAUGGAGAAAUCAUUUCUAACCAACUACAGUCUGUAGCAUGAGUUACUUUUAUCUAUUUGUGAAAUAAAAUCACUAAAAUUUCAUUAUUUUUCUGUCUAACCUAGAUUAUUUUGUCAGUUAAUUUAGAAGAUUACAUAAUUCUCUCAAUACCCUCCAGGCAAAGUUCACUAGAAACACACCUGUAGCUAAAAAGGUGUGUUUGUGUUUUUGUUUAAUGCUCAUUGCAACAAAAGAUACCGCAUGCCAUGAGUUGGCCCAGUAAAGAGUCAAAAGCAAUAUCCUUUUAGGAAAUAAUGGCAAAGGGUUUGGGAGAAAAAGAAAGUCUUCAGGAAAGCAAAUCUGCAAUGUAGCAGUAAAAAAAAAAAAAAAUUGUGAUGUGAAUGGUUUGGACUGCCUACUACAUGCCAGACAAAGCAACUAAAAGAACUUUACAAAAUGUCUUAAAACUGUAAAACCUUUUACUUAGAAACUUAAAGCUUCAUGUUUUUGGAGUGACUAGUAGAGCUUCAACUCAUUGAUUUUUUUCUAUAUAUAUAUAUCAUGAUGUUUAUAACAGCUUUGGGGAGGUAUUUCCCCAAACCUUUAUUUGAAUAAAGGUUACUUGAAAUAACCUUUAUUUCAAGGUUACAGUGAACACGUACUGUUUCUCUCAGAAUAUCUGUUUAACAUACUUUUAAAAGUCAACUGGAAAUUUGAUUUAUCAUUGUUGAAUGAUUAGUUCCUCACUAUGCAUGAACUGGUGUAACUUAUAGCUUUGAAAAGUAUAUGAUCUGGUCUGGGAGGGAGGGGUACGGGAUUCUUGGUAGUGGUGUUGACUGACCUUAUUGCUGUAUUUUAUUUUAUUUUUACUUUUACUUUUAUCCUUUAAUGAACAUGUGUAAGUGCUAACUGUGGAGACGAAUACAAAACCAU
Molecule: messenger RNA, 2620 nt
Organism: Choloepus didactylus (southern two-toed sloth)
Lineage: Eukaryota; Metazoa; Chordata; Mammalia; Pilosa; Megalonychidae
Gene: CENPQ
Product: centromere protein Q
Exons: 9
Coding region: 119-931 (270 amino acids)
Source: RefSeq, a predicted model, not a curated record